AGCCCCCCUUUCUUUCUCUCUUCAUUCUUCAUUUCUUGCAUUCAGAAAAACCCUAAUUUCUUCUAUCAAAGCAACCCCUAAGUCUUGUACUCAAUUCAAUCUAAAAGAAAAGCCAAAAUGCGUGAAAUUCUUCACAUACAAGGAGGCCAAUGUGGGAAUCAAAUAGGAGCAAAGUUUUGGGAAGUUGUGUGUGCGGAGCAUGGAAUAGAUUCAACCGGGCGUUACGAUGGAGACACAGAUCUUCAACUUGAAAGAAUUAAUGUUUAUUACAAUGAAGCAAGUUGCGGCCGUUUUGUUCCACGUGCUGUCCUUAUGGAUUUGGAACCUGGUACUAUGGACAGUGUCAGAUCUGGUCCUUAUGGUCAGAUUUUUAGACCUGAUAACUUUGUUUUUGGUCAGUCUGGUGCUGGUAACAAUUGGGCUAAAGGUCAUUAUACUGAAGGUGCUGAACUUAUUGAUUCUGUUCUUGAUGUUGUUAGAAAGGAAGCUGAGAAUUGUGACUGCUUGCAAGGGUUUCAGGUUUGCCAUUCUCUUGGAGGUGGUACUGGGUCUGGAAUGGGAACACUUUUGAUCUCAAAGAUUAGAGAAGAGUACCCAGAUAGGAUGAUGUUAACUUUCUCUGUUUUCCCUUCUCCUAAGGUUUCCGAUACAGUUGUGGAGCCUUAUAAUGCCACUUUGUCUGUUCAUCAACUUGUGGAAAAUGCAGAUGAGUGUAUGGUUCUUGAUAAUGAAGCCCUGUAUGACAUUUGCUUCCGUACACUUAAGCUCACUACUCCUAGCUUUGGUGAUUUGAAUCACUUAAUCUCUGCAACAAUGUCUGGAGUUACAUGCUGCUUGAGGUUCCCUGGCCAGUUGAACUCUGAUCUUAGAAAACUUGCUGUGAAUCUUAUUCCAUUCCCUCGUCUUCACUUCUUCAUGGUUGGCUUUGCUCCUCUGACUUCCCGUGGCUCGCAGCAAUACCGAGCUCUAACUGUUCCUGAGCUAACCCAGCAAAUGUGGGAUUCAAAGAACAUGAUGUGUGCAGCUGAUCCAAGGCACGGUCGUUAUCUAACAGCAUCUGCCAUGUUUAGAGGAAAGAUGAGUACAAAAGAAGUUGAUGAGCAGAUGUUGAAUGUGCAGAACAAGAAUUCUUCUUACUUUGUAGAGUGGAUUCCUAACAAUGUGAAAUCAACUGUUUGUGAUAUUCCACCAACUGGUCUCAAAAUGGCAUCAACAUUUAUUGGGAAUUCGACAUCGAUUCAGGAGAUGUUUAGGCGGGUGAGCGAGCAAUUUACUGCCAUGUUUAGGAGGAAGGCUUUCUUGCAUUGGUAUACAGGUGAAGGAAUGGAUGAGAUGGAGUUUACUGAGGCUGAGAGUAACAUGAAUGAUUUGGUUUCUGAGUAUCAGCAAUACCAAGAUGCAACAGCAGAUGAGGAAGGAUAUGAAGAUGAAGAUGGAGAAUAUCAGGAGGAAGAUUAUCAGUAGAAUUUGUGUUGAACCUCCUCAACUUCCAGUUGGCUGGUUUCUUUCUUUCUUUUCUUCCUUAGUAGGCUAUAUGAAUGAAAAGAACAUAUUUUAAUUUGAUGUACCCCUUUCUGAAUUCAGUAGUAAAAAUUUGAUUCCCUUUUGGCCUACA
Ricinus communis (castor bean) is the source of this 1615-nucleotide messenger RNA. RefSeq names its product tubulin beta-1 chain. The transcript has 3 exons. Gene Ontology annotation, biological process: microtubule cytoskeleton organization; mitotic cell cycle. The record is from RefSeq and is a predicted model, not a curated record. Gene Ontology annotation, molecular function: structural constituent of cytoskeleton; GTPase activity; GTP binding. Bases 118 to 1464 code for a protein of 448 amino acids. Gene Ontology annotation, cellular component: cytoplasm; microtubule. NCBI's taxonomy places the organism in Eukaryota, Viridiplantae, Streptophyta, Magnoliopsida, Malpighiales, Euphorbiaceae.